AUGAGUGUGCAGAGCUCGCCUAGCAGCUCGCCCGGCAGCACGUCACGCUCGUCGAUGCCGCCCACGCCGAAGCUGGCACUCUCGCGUGAGCAGAUCCUCGAGCAGCUGCACGCGCAAGAUGCGCAACAGGCGCGUGAGAUGGGUCUCGUGGUUGUGGGCCACGUCGAUGCGGGCAAGUCGACUCUCAUGGGGCGCAUGCUCGUGGAGCUCGGUCAAGUGUCGGAGCGCGAGCACCAGUCGAAUGCGCGCCAGAGUGCGAAGAUGGGCAAAGGCAGCUUUGCGUAUGCUUGGGCGCUCGACUCGUCCGAGGAGGAGCGCGCACGAGGCAUCACCAUCGAUGUGGCGCAGGAUUCGUUCCGCACCGAAAACACUGUGUUUCACCUGCUCGACGCACCUGGCCACAGCGACUUUGUGCCCAACAUGAUCAGUGGUGCGGCGCAGGCUGAUGCAGGCGUCCUCGUCAUUGAUGCGAUCACCGGCGCCUUUGAGGCAGGUUUUGGGCCGCGGGGGCAGACGCGUGAGCAUGCAACCUUGCUGCGCAGCCUGGGUGUGCAGCAGCUGAUUGUGGUGAUCAACAAACUCGAUGCGAUGUCGUACAGCCAGGCUCGCUACGAAGAGAUUCGCUCGCAGCUGCAGCCCUUCCUGCAACAGGGCGGGUUUGAUCUGAGCCGGCAUGUCCAGUGGGUGCCGUGUGCGGCGUUGGAAGGCGAGAACUUGCGCCAUCGGUCCCCCGAUGGCCUUCUGGCUACGUGGUAUACCGGCGCUACGCUAUCUGAAGCGCUGGAUCGUUUGCAGCAGCCGCCUCGCAUGUACGACGCUGCCUUCCGCCUGCCAGUAAGCAAUGUCUUCAAAGGCGGCUCUGCGCUCAGCUCAGGCCUUGGCGUUAGUGGGCGUAUCGUAAGUGGUUUUGUGCAGGUCGGUGAGGUGCCUGGCGACGAAUGGGGCCUUGUCAAAGCCAUUGAGAUGGACGGCGACUUGCGUCCCUGGGCCGCAGCCGGCUCGAGUGUCACGCUGUACCUGACGAACCUAGAGACGAAUCAGGUGCAUGUUGGCAGCCUGUUGAGUCCGCCGUCGGCGCUCGUCCCUCUGGCUAAAGAGAUCAUUGUGCAAGUGCUCGUGUUUCAGCCCACCUAUCCCCUGGUGCGCGGCACGGCCGUCGAAGUGUACCAUCACAGCGCCGAUAUGCCGGGCCAGUUGACAGAGCUGAUCUCGCUUCUGGAUAAGGGCACAGGCGAAACGGUGCGGCACCAACCGCGUGUACUGCAGCACCACGUUACAGCGCUCGUUCGCGUAAAGUUGGGCCACGGCACUCGCGAUGCAAGUGGCUUCCCGAUGGAGGACUUCAAAACGAACAAGGAGAUGGCGCGCGUGCUUUUCCGCAUGAAUAGUGAGACAGUGGCUGCAGGUAUUGUCGUAGACGUCUUGUAG
Messenger RNA from Malassezia sympodialis ATCC 42132, 1428 nucleotides. RefSeq lists its product as uncharacterized. The transcript has 2 exons. Lineage: Eukaryota; Fungi; Basidiomycota; Malasseziomycetes; Malasseziales; Malasseziaceae. The record is from RefSeq and is a predicted model, not a curated record. Bases 1 to 1428 code for a protein of 475 amino acids. Gene Ontology annotation, molecular function: GTPase activity; GTP binding.